AUGCCGUGGAUGGGAGGCACAGAAGCCAUGAAGGAGGACGCCGCGAAGCUGAACGAUUUCGAGCAGCGCGCCGCGGCGAUGGGCGGCGCAAGCGGGGACGUCGCCCAGCUCCUCGAGGAGAUGCGCAAUCACACGAAGGCCCUCGAGCGCCAGCGCAAGCACGAGGACCCGCGCCUUUCCUUUACCACCCCCGAGUACAAAGAGUUCAGCAGGAAGUUCACUGAAAACUUCAAGAAGAACUUCGGGAAGCCCAUCGAGUGGGGAAUGGUGCGACGAUACCCGUGGUCCACCCCGCAGCUCGUCAAGCUCGACGUGCCCAUCGACCCCGACGGUAACCCGUGGCCGCGGGACAAGGACGGCAAGCUCAUCGAGAAGGAGGACCCGACCCUGCACCAGACCGUCAACGUCAAGGACUAG
Micromonas commoda is the source of this 417-nucleotide messenger RNA. RefSeq lists its product with no specific name. The transcript is spliced from 2 exons. Bases 1 to 417 code for a protein of 138 amino acids. The record is from RefSeq and is a predicted model, not a curated record. Lineage: Eukaryota; Viridiplantae; Chlorophyta; Mamiellophyceae; Mamiellales; Mamiellaceae.